UCCAAAGUUGUGCAGGCUCGUUGUAAACAUGAUGGCCAUAUGUUGCUUUUUGGCGCUCGGGUUGUUUUCGUCUGCGCUGUGCAGAGAUGGAGAAAAAGCGUCAGAGCUGGAGAGGCUGCAGCCGGACUUCAGCAGUGAUGAGCAGAGACUUAGUUUGAAGAAGUCGGAGGUCUCGAAACGCAGCGCAGGACUGAAUGAACAGACAUGUACAGCUUUUCCUGGCGUGGAGUCAACCCUGCCAAACAACACCCAUACUUUCGCCUUCAAAGUGAGAACCAUGGGUUCCCUGUCACUGGCCUGGGUGGGAGAUGGAUCAGGGGUGCUGCUGGUCUUGACAACAUUUCAAGUGCCGUUGUUCAUGAUGCGUUUUGGCCAGUCUAACCUCUACAGGAGUGAAGACUACGGGAAGACGUUCAAUGACGUGACUCACCUGAUCAACCACACCUUCAUCCAGACAGAGUUCGGUAUCGCCAUCAGUCCUGACCACUCUGGCAAAGUCAUCCUUACUGGCGAUGUGUCAGAAAUCGGGGGAUUUCGACUUUUUCGCUCGCAGGACUUCGGCCUGACAUUUAUCCCAUCUGAUCUGCCGUUUGAGCCCCUCAUUCAGAUGCUGUACAACCCAGGAGACUGCAACGCACUUCUGACGCUCAGUAUCACGUUGGACCUGUGGCUGUCUGAGGACUUUGGCACCACCUGGAGGAAGAUCCAUGACAGUGUUUGUUUGGUCAGAUGGGGUCCAAAAAACAGCAUCUACUUUACAACAAACUAUAAUGGAUCAUGCAAUGAAAAGGGAAUGCUGGAGUUAAGGAAAACGGCAGACUACGGUAGAAGCUUCCAGACGAUCGCAACAAGAGUUUAUUCUUUUGUACUGGGAGGGCGCUUUGUUUUCGCUUCCAUCAUGACUGGCACGGGUACAGAACGUAUGAUCCAUGUGUCAGUGGACGGAGGCGAAGUGUGGAACAUGGCUCAGCUUCCUAAAGUCAACCAUGAGCAGUUCUACUCCAUCCUGGCAGCUAAUCAGGACAUGAUAUUCAUGCAUGUGGACGACCCUGAAGACUCUGGGGUUGGAACCAUCUAUGUAUCAGAUGACAGAGGAACCGUGUUCUCCAAGUCUCUGGAGCGUCACCUCUAUACUACCACAGGAAGUGACACUGACUUUACCGCCAUUGCUUCCCUCAGGGGCGUCUACAUGACCAGCAUACUCACAGAGGAUGGUGCUGUGGAGACAGUGAUCACCUUUGAUCAAGGAGCAAAGUGGCAGACGCUGCGCAGACCACAAAACAGCCAAUGUGACACUGAGACCUCAACUAACAGGCCUAAUAGAUGUAGACUUCACCUCCAUGCCUCCUACAGCACCACCAUGAAGAUCAACGUCCCCAUGCUGCCUCUCUCACAGCCCAGUGCUGUUGGCCUGAUUCUUGCCCAUGGCAGUAUUGGAGACGCAGAGUCAUCUCUCUUGCCUGAUGUAUUUGUGUCUGAUGAUGGGGGCUACACGUGGCUGUUGGCCCUCAGGGGUCCACAUCAUUAUGCUAUACUGGACUCUGGAGGCCUGCUGGUGGCUGUGGAGCACACCAACUCACCCGUUAAUCAGAUCAAGUUUUCUACGGAUGAAGGGCAAUGCUGGCAUACUUAUAACUUCACCAGCGACCCCUUUCACUUUAGCGGUAUGGACAGUGAGCCCGGCUCGCGCUCCAUGAACGUCAGCCUGUGGGGCUACAGGAACGACUUCAGUAAAUGGGUGGUGAUUACUGUAGACUUCAGGAAGCUCCUCACCAGAGAUUGCAAUGAAGGGGACUAUGUACAGUGGCUUGCUCACUCUGCAGACCCUAGUGGAUCUAAUGAUGGCUGUGUGCUGGGCUAUAAAGAGACCUUCUUACGCCUGAGGAAAGACUCUGUCUGCUGGAACGGCAGGGACUAUGCUGUCACCAAGCAGCUGUACCCCUGCUCGUGUACAGUGGAUGAUUAUCACUGUGACUUUGGAUACUACCAACCAAUGAACAGCUCAGAGUGUGUGGAGCAGGAGGAGUUGAAGAGUCGGCCUCUGGAGUUCUGUUUAAAUGGAACUACCGAACAGCUACAGACCAGUGGCUACCGAAAGAUUCCAGGAGACCAGUGUGAGGGUGGUUUCCAGCCAGACAGGAGGGAGACUGACCUGAGGAGGAUGUGCACCAGCAAUGCCCUUCAUCCAAAUUUUCUGACUGAAACCGGUUCAACAAACACAGCUGUCAUAGUGAUGGUUGUCAUAGUGAUCCUGCUGACGAGCGCUAUAGCAGGCGUUUGGCUUGUGAAGAAAUACGUCUGUGGAGGACGGUUCCUUGUGCACCGAUACUCUGUUAUGAGGGAAAAUGUUGAGGCUAAUAAAAUUGAAGGAGUCGAUGAUAUUGACGCCCACUACAUGGAGACAGGAAAAGCGCAGUACAAUGAAGAUUCAGAUCAGGACCUCUUAGAAUAAGGUGGAGAUUUCGGCCCACUCCAAGGCUCUUCAAGACUAAAUUUAACACAGUCUUUCCUGACGCCUGGGCACUCCUGUUGUUCCCACAUGCUGCUUAACAUCUGCUUCUCAAUUUUCGCUAUCACCUGGUGGCUGGAGGACUCAACAGCAGCAGGGUGACUCUCACAUUGCUUCCUUGUACCAGUUGAGGCUCCAACGGCAAAAGAAAAGGCAAACUGGUGAUUUGGGGAGGGGGGACUAAACCCAGUGCAGGACAGACGAAGGCUCUGGGGUCCCUGGAGAGCUUUUGUUGUUUCUGUCACAAAGAGUUUUGUAAAGACCGUUGAGUCUGAAUAUGUGCUCUGUAUGUUUCCUUUCAUGCUGACCUAAGGGGAGAUGGCCUUUCAUAUUUGUGAUGCAUUGCAGACGCGCAAAACAGAAGACAGGACUUUGAGAUAUAUAGGCUUCUAGAAAAUGUUAUAAAAGUAUGUCAGAAUUAGGGAACAGCCAAGCAAUAGAACACAGAAAUUAAUCAUUAAUAUGUUAGCUCAAAGUCUGUUUGUCUGCUGCCAGUCAAGUAGUUUUUUUGUACUCUGUAAAUGUAAAACUUGCAAAAUGCAGUCCUGUUGUGCAUGGCAGACCAUUUAAACAUUCAUUUUUAUCAGUUUCACCUGUCACUAAAAUUGGACAGUAGAACAUUUUUAAAGACUACUCACCAUUCUUAUGCUUAGAAAGGAGCACUUUUCAUUUGAAUAGAAAUGACUGUGAGUAGUAAUACAUCCUAAAAUGUUAUUUUUCACCAUUUUGUACCAGUAAUGUUUCUGUUCUUACUAUAUACUGUCUGUUUGGUUUUAUUUUAUUUUUAAUUUUUUUUUUUAAAUUUUUUUUACAAAUGAGUAGUUUUCAACAAAAUCCCAUCAGGCGAUGCACUUUAUAUGUUCAUAACACACUAAUUGCUUUUGUUAAGUAGCCAUAAUAGAUUUGUUAUUUCUUAUUUCACAUCACUUUUACUAUAAAUGUAGGUAAUACAUAGUAAUAUUUCCAUAUGGGUCAAUACUUUAAAUUUUUUUUAAAUUUUCACUUUUUAGUUUAAAUUGGUGUGUGCCUACAAUAUAAGAACUCAUUUGGAAAACAAAAAUAGGGACUAGAUUAAAAAAAAAAAAAAAGGAGAGAAAAUGUAACUUUUACUGUGAUGACUAGGAAGUAACUAGAACAUUCAAAUAAGUACAAAUACUUUUUUGCCCCUACAAAUAGAAAACUUACAAGUAAAAGACGACUGGUGCUUACCUCAGAAGAACUUGUAUCUACCAUAUAAAUGAUGCAGACUAACAACAAUAGUAAUAAAAGAAGUCACAAGAAAAAAAAAGUAGUCUUUAAUUUUAGUGCCUAGUGAAACUUUUGGAGUAAAUUUUAAAAGAGCCUAGCAUCAUUGGGAGGAAAUAAAAUGUGCAGCUUCAUACAGCUAAUAUCUUCCUCCCCCUGUUUGUGUGGUGUAAAUGAAAGACUUGAAUUAUUGCCAAAGCACUUUUAUUGUUGACUUUUUUCAUUUUUAGAGGUGAAACCUAACCUUAGCCCAGCAUUGUGUGAGUAUGAUGAUAAUGCUAACCCAAACCCCUUUACUUGAACUUUCUGAUAUUUUUACUUAACAGUAUGCACCAAUAUGUCACUGUUGUCGUGUCAUUUUUUACUCUUUGGCUGAUGUUUUCUCCACAUUAGCCAAUACCAAUAUGCAUUUGUGUAAUGAUGUUAAUGCAGAGGCAGACAUAAUCAUCAAGACAAGAUAAUCAAAUGUUUGUUUGUUUUUGUUUUUUUCUGAUACUAAUAUGACAUUGGAGAAACUCACAGAAAUGCCAGUCAACAAUCAUCUAAAUGUUGCCAGAGAAAACAUUUCCAGAAAGCUAUCAGCCAGUACUGAUGGUCUUUUGAUAUCAAUAUAUUGGUGGUGCAUCCCAAAUAAAUUGUCUCACAAAUGUUGGAACAAAAUUAUAAACCCCUCAGUUUCAUGUGUGUGUGUUGGCCACCAUCAAGUACUUUAUUCUGUUCACUGAAUUGCAUCUUUUCAUCCUUUAGAUGAGAUGUUGGCUGGCUUGCAUUUCUAUAUUAUCUGCAGUGUAAGAAUUGUAACUUUUGACAUAUGUUGCAGGGCUUAUGGCCGAUGCUUGUUUUUCCUAGCAGAGGCAAUAAUAUCCCAGCGAAUAAGCUAUUGUAAUAAGCUGGCCUAGUUUAGAGGCAUAUUCUCAAGGACUCUUGGCUGGACUUUGUCAGAUAUGAGCGCAAAUUCAUAUGCUUGAUUCUUCUUUACUUACACAGCUGUGAGUAAGAACAAACCCAGCUAUUUACUUGAUUCAAUGAUUUAUUUUUGCACUGUACCUACAGAUCUGUGAAAAAAUAUUGCAUUUGUGCCUCCAUGUACAUCUCAUUUUUUGUAAAAAGAAAAUAUUGGGCCAUGAGUUGGGAUCUUCA
Scomber scombrus (Atlantic mackerel) is the source of this 4894-nucleotide messenger RNA. RefSeq names its product sortilin-like. NCBI's taxonomy places the organism in Eukaryota, Metazoa, Chordata, Actinopteri, Scombriformes, Scombridae. Gene Ontology annotation, biological process: endocytosis; Golgi to endosome transport; vesicle organization. The record is from RefSeq and is a predicted model, not a curated record. Gene Ontology annotation, molecular function: protein binding. The transcript has 20 exons. The coding region runs from base 29 to 2452 and encodes 807 amino acids. Gene Ontology annotation, cellular component: membrane; Golgi apparatus.